CCAAAGCUUUACACAAACGUGAAGACUAUGUCUUUAAUCCUCUUUUGCUUAUUUUCAUCUCUUUUUCUCAAUCAAACACAAACACACAUCUUUUUAGCCAUCUUUGGUAUACUUUUAUUUACCAUCAUAAAAACAUACUUUUUCCUAUCAUCAUCCCCGUCAAUCUAUCUUGUAGACUACUCAUGUCUAAAGCCACCAAACUAUUGGCGGGUACCCUUUUCGUCUUUCCUCGAACACUCGCGGAUAGUCCACUCUCUCGACCAAGAAAGCGUUGACUUCAUGUCUAAAAUCUUGGUCUCUUCAGGUCAGAGUCAAACAACAUACAUCCCUCCAGCUCUACACUUUAUCCCACCAAGAUCAACUCAUGAAGAAGCCAUCAAUGAAGCUCAAAUAGUUCUUUUCCCAGUUUUUGAAAACCUUUUAUCCAAAACCAAACUUUCCCCAUCAGAUAUCGACAUUAUAAUCUUCAACUGCAGCGGUUUUUGUCCGUCUCCUUCGAUAUCGUCCAUCAUUAUCAACAAAUAUUCGCUGCGCGAAGAUAUAAAGAGUUACAACAUAAGUGGCAUGGGGUGUAGUGCAAGUGCAUUAGCAGUUGACAUGGCACAAAACUUAUUAAAAGUUCAUAAAAACUCGAAUGCAGUUAUUCUUAGUACAGAGAUUUUAUCAAACGGUUGGUAUGCAGGUAAAGAUAAGUCAAUGAUGGUCCUAAAUUGUCUCUUUAGAUCAGGCAGUGCAGCCAUUUUGAUCACUAACAAGCCAUCUGCGAGACGCUUCUCGAAAUAUAGAUUACUUUACGCUGUUCGAACACAAGCUGCGUUUAACGAUACCGCUUAUAAUUCGGCUAUUCGCGAAGAAGACUGUGAAGGAAAUACAGGGGUGACUCUAAAAAAAGAUGUGUUACAUGCUGCAGGAGAGUUACUCAGAUCGAAUUUUCGAGUUCUGGGUAAUUCUAUUCUUCCAUCAGAAGAAAAAAUCCGGUAUGGCCUUUCGAUAAUGAGAAAGAAAGUUUUCGAUAAAUCGACACAAGUUUAUGUGCCGAAUUUCAGGAAGGUGAUACAGCAUUACUGCUUACCAACAUCUGGGAAAUCAGUAAUAACUGAAAUAGGAAAAAAGAUGAAGUUAAAAGAUGAACAAGUGGAAGCUGCAUUAAUGACAUUGCAUCGGUUUGGAAAUCAGUCAUCUUCUUCAUUGUGGUAUGAGUUGGCUUACAUGGAAGCAAAGGAGAGAGUGAAAACAGGGGAAAGAGUGUUGCAGAUGGGAAUGGGUAGCGGGCCUAAAUGUACCAGCUUGGUGUGGGAGUGUAACAGGCCCAUUGUUGGAGAGGCCCAUAAAGGCCCAUGGGAUGAUAGUAUUCAUAGAUAUCCUGUUUAUAGUCAUCCGAUCAGAAAGGAUAACAUAUGAUGCUCCUAAAAAAAGGUUUAUGUUUUCAUUUAUGUCAUUAUCUCUUCAUUGCACAUCAUUUUCUCAGCAUCACGAAUAUAUUAGUAAAAAGUUUGAUUGAACUACACCAAAUUGUUUUCGGUGUUGUAUGUAUACACUUUACAAACUGUUCAAUGUGUGUAUCAACUAUCAGUUAGUGUAUAUUCAGUUAAAUCUUC
Molecule: messenger RNA, 1598 nt
Organism: Erigeron canadensis
Lineage: Eukaryota; Viridiplantae; Streptophyta; Magnoliopsida; Asterales; Asteraceae
Product: 3-ketoacyl-CoA synthase 5-like
Exons: 1
Coding region: 28-1401 (457 amino acids)
Biological process (GO): fatty acid biosynthetic process
Cellular component (GO): membrane
Molecular function (GO): acyltransferase activity, transferring groups other than amino-acyl groups
Source: RefSeq, a predicted model, not a curated record